AUGUACAAAACACUUGAAAGGUACCGCACUUGCAACAACUCACACGAAGCAAACCCUCCACUGGAAAACGAAAUUAGUUACCACGAAUAUUUGAAGCUAAAGACCAGAGUUGAAUUCCUUCAAAGUUCACAAAGAAAUAUUCUCGGUGAAGAUCUGGGUCCACUUAGCAUUAAGGAGCUUGAUCAGAUUGAAAACCAAAUAGAUGUAUCCCUCAAGCAUAUCAGGUCAAGAAAGAGUCAAGAAUUAGCUGACCAGCUAUCUGACCUGAAAAAUAAGGAUCAAAACAAAGACUUGAGAAAGAAGUUGCAAGACAGCAUCCUCGAAAAGAAGGCAGUUCACAUGUCCUGGCAAGAUGGAGGACAAAACAGUGGGCAUGCCAAUGAGCCCUAUCUGGGACUCCUCCAACACCCGGAUCAUGAUUCCACCAUGCAAAUUGGGUAUCAUCAUGCCUACAUGGACCAGCUGAACAACGAAAACAUAGCUUCUCACACGAACCCGAAUGGAGAACCUGGAUCGUCCGCAGGCUGGAUAUGA
Lolium rigidum is the source of this 534-nucleotide messenger RNA. Its product is annotated as MADS-box transcription factor 1-like. Lineage: Eukaryota; Viridiplantae; Streptophyta; Magnoliopsida; Poales; Poaceae. The transcript is spliced from 7 exons. Gene Ontology annotation, cellular component: nucleus. The record is from RefSeq and is a predicted model, not a curated record. Gene Ontology annotation, molecular function: DNA-binding transcription factor activity. Bases 1 to 534 code for a protein of 177 amino acids. Gene Ontology annotation, biological process: regulation of DNA-templated transcription.